AUGUGGCUAAAGCUCGGCUUAAAGGACAUUUGGAAACCUGGUGUAUUAAUUUUUCGUACAGUAAAUGCCUCAGAAGUACUGACAGGAACUCAACUACAAAGAAGAAUUCUGAUUUCCGCUCGAGUAAAAACUUCGUCUCCCAGAGACGCUGUAUUCCAUUUGUCGAUUCGGAAGGCUUGUUCGGGCGAACUCAGUGUAGCUGAUUAUGAGAAGAAAGCUACAUCUACGAUGAAUUUUUUGAGCGACUUUUUUGACACGUUACCAGAACUGGUAGAAUGCGAUAAGGACUACGAUGUAGAUUAUGCAAUGGGCGUUCUAACGGUGAAAGUGAGUGAGCAAGUUGGUGUCUACGUUAUUAAUAUGCAGCCUCCAAAUAGACAAAUAUGGCUUUCAUCGCCAAUUUCCGGUCCAAAAAGGUAUGAUUACGUAAAUGGGAACUGGCUCUGUUCUCGCGAUGGUGUUUCGCUUGACGAUAUUUUAACCAAAGAAUUUAGAGGAAUAUAUAAAUGUGAUAAAAUUACCAUCAAGUAUUUGUCGAUGGCUUUGAACAGGAAUUUUUUUACAACGUUGAGAUUCGUUCAAGGCAGAUCUGCUUGGUUUUGUAAGCGGCAGUUAAGUUCCAUGAGGGCUUGGGUAGUACGGGAUUUCUCAGAGGGAAUAGCGCUUGAAACUGAUUUACGUGUCCCUGAAAUUACCCAUCCAAAUCACGCUGCCAGCGUAAAUCCUAUUGAUACAGUUAUGCAAAAUGGAUAUGGUAACACAGUCUUUUCAUAUUUGAAACAAUUUGAAGAGUGUUCAUUAACGACACCGUCGCGAUUGCCAUUUAUUGGUGGCAGAGACUGUAGUGGAACUGUUGUAUAUAGAGGGCGUGAAGUGAAGAAGUUUAAGGAGGGCGAUGAGGUGAUGGGUGUUAUUGGCGGAACUUAUGCAGGCUCGCAUGCCGAGUACGUAUUGGCUAUGGAUUCAUGGCUUGUUCCAAAACCCAACAACAUUUCUUUUGUAGAGGCUGCCUCCCUACCUUAUUCAGCUUGCACAGCAUGGUCUGCUCUCGUUAGUGUUGCACGUAUUUGUCCGGAAAACCCUGGGGACAUACGAGUGUUGAUUCACGGUGGUGCUGGUGGAGUUGGUACGGUAGCUAUUCAGAUGCUGAAGGCUUGGGGCAUUCCAGUAGUUGUUUCAACUUGUUCAUGUGACAGUUACGCUCUAGUGCAAUCUCUUGGAGCUGUACCUGUUGACUACAACGAUGAAGUAACCGCAAAGGAAAAACUUGUUAAGUAUGGCCCGUUCGAAGUUAUAAUGGACUGUGCGGAGUCUGACCUUGCGGAGUGGAGUGACAAUGUUUUAGGAAUUUGGCGGAACUGUAUCCAUGUGUCUGUAAUUAGUCCUUUGUUACACGAUGCAGACAGAUACGGACUGGUACCAGGGCUUCUAUCUGCAGCUGCAAAAUACUUUCGACGAUCGUCACUGCCGGCUCUCUCUGGAAGAUGGUUCUCUUACGCCUUUUUUGCACCGCAUCCCGAGUGUCUUACACAACUUAAAGAGUACGUUGAGACCGGCCAGGUGAAACCAAUCGUUGAGGCUACUUAUGCUUUCGAGGACAUACCAAAAGCAUAUGAGAAAGUUUUUGAAAGACACGGAAGAGGUAAGACGGUUAUUGAUUUCACAAAAGAGCCUGAAGCACGUAGUUCGUUAGAACUACCUGAAGACACCAAUCUCGGAACACAGGGACUAAUUGAUGACAAGGAUUUUAUUGCAAACGAACAGCUUCCUGCCGACUCGGAAGUCCCACCAAAGGAAACUGCUUCUUCAAAAGGUUCUGAAAACAAACCGCAAAGUCCCGACCGUGCUUUUUAUGAUAGCAACACAACUUCUGAGACCAAGCAGUCACCAUCGAAAGAAAUAAGAGACCAAAGCUUCAAUGCUAGUAUAAAGCUGAGCACAGCUACACCUACUGAUAAGAAGUCAACGCUGACGAGUUCAUCCGAUGGUGUUCCUGUCUAG
Molecule: messenger RNA, 2001 nt
Organism: Enterobius vermicularis (human pinworm)
Lineage: Eukaryota; Metazoa; Nematoda; Chromadorea; Rhabditida; Oxyuridae
Source: the annotation of a GenBank genome assembly